AUGCCUGGGAAAGGAAAGAUCCUCUUUAGAAGCAGAAACAAAACCAAGGGGCAGCUCAAGCAGUGGAAAGAGAAGGGGGAAGCGACAUUCCCUGGUCCCCAGCUCCGGGGUCUUAAAGCACUUUGUGAAAGAAAGAAGUGUCAUGCUCCCAUGCCUCCCCCCCGCCCUUUUUUUUUCCUUUAAGAAUUGGAAACUGAGGUAUGGCCCGGGGAGUUCGUCCCAUCCCCACCUGUGGUGGGCGGAGAUGACCGAGGGACCAGUGCUUUGUCACGGUUCUUUGGUAAACAAUGAAGGUUCUGUUACUGAAGGACCCCAAAGAGAGAGACUCGGGACCAGAUCCAUAUAUUCAGGAAUUAGGAUCAUAUGGAUUUGAAGCAACUUUAAUUCCUGUUUUGUCUUUUGAAUUUGUGUCUCUUCAAAGUUUGUAUGAAAAGCUCUCUCAUCCAGAAUGCUAUGGAGGUCUAAUUUUUACCAGUCCAAGAGCAGUAGAAGCUGUCAAGUUAUGUUUAAAAGAGAACAGUAAAAAUGAAGCCUGGACAAAAUCUCUGAAACAGAAAUGGAAUGCAAAAUCAACAUAUGUUGUAGGAAAAGCCACAGCUUCUCUAGUGGAAGAAAUUGGCCUUGCCCCACAAGGAGAGAAGUGUGGAAAUGCUGAAAAACUAGCUGGAUACAUUUGCUUAAAGGAAACACCAAAUUCAUCAUCUCUUCUUUUUCCUUGUGGAGCUCUCAAAAGAGAAGUACUUCCAACAGUGCUCAAGGAAAAAGGUAUUUUACUGGAAAGCCUUACUAUUUAUCAGACUGCUCAACAUCCCAAUCUCCAAGAAUCCUUGAAGAAUUAUUUCUCACAACAGGGUAUGCCAGCAAGCAUUGCAUUCUUCAGCCCAUCUGGUGUCAAAUUUUGUCUUCAGCAUAUUCAGAAGUUUUCUGGCAAUUUUGCUGAUCAAAUUAAGUUUGCUGCUAUCGGUCCAACAACUGCUGAAGCAAUGGAAGCUGAAGGAGUCCCUGUGAGUUGCACUGCAGAGAAUCCUACUCCACAGGACCUUGCUGCUGGCAUCAAAAAAGCUUUUCAUUUGUAGAACUGCUAUUUACAGAGAAGCACCCACCUCCAUUUGGCUCCGUCCAGGUUGCUGUAAUAGUCCUUGAGAAAUUCUGCAGUUCAUCAACGUGUAACUGACAUGAACAAUGGAUGAAAUGGUCCUGUUUUGCUGAAUACUUCCUGUGUACUGCUUAACCCACUGGCAGUUAGCAUCAUUAUACACUAGUAACAUGCCUGGACUAGCUAGAUUGAUGAGGAAGCGGAAGUUAAGCCAAUUCUGGUGACUUACUUCAACAGCAUCAUUAAAGACAGCAGCUUGGUACCAUCAGGAGCCCAAAAGAGCAAGUCAUCAUCCAGUAUACCAAGAAAACCAGAUUAACAAACAAGUAAUUAGGGAGUGCCUGUUGCUUUUAAAUGCUUAAUUUAUUUCUCAUAGUCUAGAUCUGCUUUACAUUGUGGCAAAAGACCUUUCAAAAAUGAACAUCAAAACUUCAAAUGAUUUGGUCCGUCAGAAAUCAGUUUUGCCUACUGGGAGGUCAGGUUUGUAUAUGACAUUUUUUUGUAUUACAAGUUUACCCCCGUUUCUUGUAUAGUCAGUCUUCAUGGGUCUCAUUCUGCCAUCACAUACAUUCUUGUUGUUCUAAUGACUUUCACUUUAAACAUGUGAAAGCAAAAUUUGCCUCACCAGCUCACAAAAUAAAUAGUCUUUUUCAAUAUGAGUAAUUUAGGCUGACAUUUAUUGAAACUCAGUAGUUUCACAGUUUGCAAAAAGAUGAAUCGUGGACUUGCUUCUUCAUAUAAUUACAUGCACAGUAUACCACAUCAAGUAACUUACAAUAUGUGAUGCGGGGUGUUAAGAGUUAAUGGACAAAAAACUCAUUGUAAAAAAAAUGCUAUCAAAAUAAAACAUUUUCUAUUGUAAAA
Molecule: messenger RNA, 1960 nt
Organism: Gavialis gangeticus (Gharial)
Lineage: Eukaryota; Metazoa; Chordata; Crocodylia; Gavialidae
Gene: UROS
Product: uroporphyrinogen III synthase
Exons: 10
Coding region: 288-1076 (262 amino acids)
Biological process (GO): uroporphyrinogen III biosynthetic process
Molecular function (GO): uroporphyrinogen-III synthase activity
Source: RefSeq, a predicted model, not a curated record